Messenger RNA from Neurospora crassa OR74A, 2559 nucleotides. RefSeq lists its product as hypothetical. NCBI's taxonomy places the organism in Eukaryota, Fungi, Ascomycota, Sordariomycetes, Sordariales, Sordariaceae. The transcript is spliced from 4 exons. The record is from RefSeq and is a predicted model, not a curated record. The coding region runs from base 104 to 658 and encodes 184 amino acids.
CAACUUCAUCCCUUGAACCUCAUCGUCUUGAGGUUAUCAAAACCUAUCAUAACAUCUUUGCUCCUUCCUUAUCAUUUGUAUACGUGCGUAUCCAACAGUCAAAAUGUCAUUUUCAAGCCUAGUCUCACCAGGUCCCUACCAUAUUAUCAGUUAUGGCACCUUGCUUGGGACAACAUUCUUCCAUUCGUUCGUGGGUGGCAUCAUUGCCUUCCAGGUCCUUCCCCGCCCGCAAUUUUCCGCGCUCAUGACCAAGAUCUUCCCCGUCUACUUCUCCAUCCAAACCGCCAUCCCCGUCGUUCUUGCCCUUACCUACCCCGCGGCUACCUCCGCAUUCGGAUCCUCUGGAGCAGCUGGGAUCGCCGGCGUUCUGGACCCGGAUAAUAGGUGGUCUGUUCUGGCCCCCAUUGCUACCAUCUUCUUUACCGGCCUGGCCAACCUUUCCGUGAUUGGGCCCGCUACUACCAAGUGUAUGAUGGAGAGGAAGCAUCAGGAAACCAAGGACGGCAAGAAGAGCUAUGAUGCUCCCCCACACUCUCAGGAGAUGACUGCGCUGAACAAGCGCUUCUCCCAACUCCACGGCAUUUCAUCGCUCCUUAACUUGGGCAACUUCAUCGCUACUGUCGUGUAUGGCUUCACAUUGGCUUCACGUCUUGACUAGAGGAGGGCAUAGAUGCACAGGUGUGUUCAUGUUUGUUCAAGUUUGUUCAAGGGCUACUGAGGCACAUCCAUUUCCCUGCUGUCUAGUUGUUGGAUCGCGCAAAGCAUGAUUGCAAGCCAUAUAUCCACCCCAUUUCCCCUUAGUACCAAAUUAUAUAGGUUUGCCUUCUCCAUUCCUUUUCCCUUUGCUCUUCACUCCUCCUCAAUAAUGCAUACGAAAUCCUCUCUGCAUCAGCUUCUUAUCCCUUUUGACGUUUCUCGGCUCCGUGGUUGACAAAGGACCAAUAAAAACACUCCAUUAACGCCGCCGCCGCCUGUUCCGUGAGGAACUUGAUAAUCCGCGUUUUUCCCUUGUCUAUGUCCGUCUCGUUGAUACUCGACAUGGCUGAUGCCGAUCCAAGACUAAGUCGAUAGGAGAAACGAGGAGGAAAAAGUCCGAAAAGCCAAACAAAGUUGCUUGUUGAAUGAGAAUAGAAUGAAUAAUUCAAGAAAACCGCCGAAAUUGGGUGCCGAGCUUCAUGGUCGCUCGCUCGCUCGCUACUGUCGCUUGAGGCAGCAAAGCUCCCAUCCGUCAACAGCGUUUGCCAAAUUGAUUGCCGGUACCCAGAAAACCAAAGUUGCCGUGUUGCAUAGGUAAUGGAUGAUGAGAUGGAAGCGAUCGCGACCAGAGGUCGAAACUUUCCAAGGUGUUUGUCGCUUUAGAUCUUCAGGUCAAACGCCGCCUUCGCAGCCAACAACUCCGCCUUCGCCUUCUCAAAGCGCAUCUUUUCCUCCUCAGGGUCAACAACGGGCAUGCGCCUGUCGCGCGCGUUCUUGACGUAGUAGCUGAGCGAGUGCUUGGGGGGAGGGCGGGCCAGCAGCUCCUCGAUGGUAGCCUCCUCCGCGGGCUUGGUAGUAACUCGAACCUCGACGACAGCAGCAUCUGAGAUGGUGGAGGUGGUUACAACGGAAGAGGUGGUGGAGGAAAUGGAGCUGCGAUGACGACCAGACGCGGUGCCCGCCGGGGAGCGCAAGGCGGAAAGAAUUGGCGACUUGCUGAUGAGAGUUUCCUUGGAGGACGGCAUGAUGGACAUUGGGGUAGACGUCGAGUACAUCAACGCCCUGACCAAAGAUGGGGUUGCGGUAGAUGUGGGAGGAAGAGGGGGGAAUGGCGAUGGGCUGCGACUCCUUGUCACGCUGCUGCCGCCGUUUCUAGCGUUCCUGGCGGACGAAGUUGGUGCCGGAGUGAAAAAGAGGUUGAAGAAGGGAUCUUCUGGGGAGAAGGAGGCCAUCGUGAAGAAGCGGGAGGGGAAAAAAGUAGAUGUGGGGUGCGGGAUUAUAUAAUGAUAACUGCAAGGUUAUGUGCGCGCGCGUGUGUGUGUGUGUGCUGUAGCCCUGGUCCUGGUGACUCAACGGCUGCAAGAUGCGCGAGUGAAGGGUACAACUCGUAUUGUAAGGAACUAUCGUGAGUGUCAAGUUGUUCUGGAUUGACCGUUUUUUCCGUCGGUAAUUUUGGUUUGGGCCCAAUACUGUCCUCUUUACACCAGGUUGUCACAGGUUUUCGAACGGAAAGUAGAUAACCCCAACGAAAACUUGUUUCGAUGAAAAAUUGGGUUUCUAAUUUCUGAGUGUUUGCAAAUCUGGGCUUUCAAGACCAGACAGGUGAGGCGAAAGAUCGUCAGGUUCGGUGUUUGAUCAUGCGCAAGAGAUCGGGUGGAGUUGUUCGGUUCCAGAGUACCAGUGAUGCAAAAUUCGGGAUGAGAUGUUGGAAAACGCCAAAAGUAUUGGGAUGUGCCCGGCUCGAAGUACAACGGCAGUGAUGGAACAACGGAGAGAUGAGAGAGCGUUAGUAUGGAUUAGUUAUUAGUAGGAUCAAUGUCGGAGAACGAGUGACAGAAAGGUGAAUGAAGUACCAAGGCCGAG